This is a messenger RNA of Heteronotia binoei (common prickly gecko), 3764 nucleotides long. RefSeq names its product microtubule associated protein 4 (gene MAP4). The transcript has 24 exons. Bases 211 to 3531 code for a protein of 1106 amino acids. Gene Ontology annotation, biological process: microtubule cytoskeleton organization; neuron projection development. The record is from RefSeq and is a predicted model, not a curated record. Gene Ontology annotation, molecular function: microtubule binding. Gene Ontology annotation, cellular component: neuron projection. Lineage: Eukaryota; Metazoa; Chordata; Lepidosauria; Squamata; Gekkonidae.
CACUCAUCGGCGCUGGAGAUCUGAACGGCAAGCUAUUUAUAUAAACCAGGCCUAGCUUCAAGCUGGGCGCACAGAUUUAGAAGGAGCAGUUGUCAUAUUUUAAGUAUUAAAUGCGUGUGGUAUGAGCGCUACGCUGCCUUGGACCAGCAGUUUGUGAUAUUCACGACACAUUAACAGAUCAUCUGCUUAAGCGUACAGAGGGGCUGAGCCAUGGACGACUUGGAUCACAACCUCAGCCUCGCGGAUGCCCUAACAGAGCCGCCACCGCAGAUCGAGGAGGAAGUGAAACGGGAUUUCAUGGCCACUCUGGAAGCUGAGAAAUUUGACGAUGUGGUGGGAGAAAAAGUCGGCAAGACGGACUAUGUCCCUCUUCUGGAUGACGACGACAUGAAGGCUGGGAACCAGGAGGCGAAAACCAGGCCCCACGUUGGUGGUGUCCAGGCGGAACGUACUCCAGCUACUGGACCUGCGGCUGUGGUAGAGAACGGCGAUCAUGGGAUAGAAGGCAGCAGGAAGGUGCCCCCCGGAAAAAUCAUGGAUGAUCAGAUGUCUUACAAGGAAUUUCUGGACCACAACGUCUCGUGGAAGAUGGACGAAAGGGAUCGUCGUUUCGACUCUCAGCUAGGAUUUCAGCCCACAGAUGUGUCCGAACCUUUUAAGAUGCACCGUGAAGAUGUCCUGUCCGACCUGCUGCUGCUUCCUCAGGAGAUGACGAGCGUGCCUGCUUUCGGGGACUAUUUUGGAGCUGCGAGUGAAGUCCAUGUGCCUUUUGGAGCCUCGGGGGUCCCCGAGCAGCCCCCCCUGGGGCCUCCACAUUCUCCUGCGAACGUUUUUGACCCGUUGGCCUUCCUGGGCGAGGAGCUGGGUGCAGAAGCUCUGCUGAACCAGAACGAAGCAGUACCUGCAAGUGAGAUGGGACUUCCUGAAGAUUUCUUGUUGGGAGCUCAGCCUUUGGCGCAGGGAAACCCCUUCUUUGAGCCUCCAGCACCCAGCAAGAUCCCCGAAGCGGCCGAGAUGCACUUACCAGAAAGCACCGGAAUUGGUUUUAUGGACUUCCCAGGAGAGCCUAAACCGCCAGAGGCGACACUGUUGGCUCCAGUAGGCAGUCCUGCCCCUGCAAUGGAAGAGCUGAUGGGAUUUGAACCUUGGCUGGACCAAAAGUCUCUUCCUCCAAAAGAAGCACUAUUAACCUCUGCAGAAGCCACUGUGUCCAAAGAUCAAAAGACAAAGGCCGUGGAUUCGGCAGGUCCCACUGCAGACAGCCCUGCGCUGGAGAAACUGGAGGAGAAGAGGGACUCGCCCGACCGGCACAAGGAGAAGGACAGCAGCAGCCCAUCUUCCAGCCAGCAGGCAGAGGAGCCAGCCAGUAAAUGCAGUCAGAAGGUGAGCGAAAGCAAGGCAGAAGAGGCAGCUAAGCCUCCUCCCAGCCUGAAGGCAGAAGAGAAGAAGCCCUCUCUCGCCCUUCAUACGGAGGCAGGAGCGAGUGAAUGGCCUGCCCAGAAAGUGGAAGAGAGCAAGAUGUCUCCCAGCCAGAGGACAGAGGAAAGCACAGUUUCUCUCGGCCAGCCUGCAGAGGAGGCAGCCAGUAAACCGCUCGUCCAAAAAGCAGAAGACGGCAAGCCUCCUCCCAGCCAGCCUGCAGAGAAGGCGGAGCCGAGCCAGGCCCCGCCUCCCGCUCAGCCCUCGGAAAAGCAAGAGGAGAAGAAGGCCCCCUCGUCUCCCAGCCACCCUGCGGAGCACCUUCCCGUGCCGGAGAAGCUCGAUGAGAAGAGCAAGGAAACCCCCGGCAAACCAGCCGAGAAGCAAGAGGAACAUCAGCAGCCGCCGGCCAAACCUGCGGAGCAUUUCCCAGAACCUGCCGAGUCCAAGGAGCUUGCGCCUUUGGGAGAGCCCAAAGCAGAACAAAAGGAACCCUUCCCAGCACCGGUGGCUCUCGACGUCUCUGGAGCAGAUAAGCCAAAGGAAGUUCCUGAGUCAAGCGGUGGCCAGCCUGUGGAGCGACCCCCGGAGAAAGCCCCUCGGGACCCUGAAGCAAAACCAGAAGACUUGAAGGCAGCGUCUGAGGUGGUGACAACGAACGACAUUGCGGCCCCUCCCAACAAGGAGCUUCCACCAAGCCCUGAGAAGAAACCCAAGUCAUCAGCCUCUACUCCAGCCAAGCCUCCGGCAGCGAAAACUAAGCCCGUGUCGGCUACCGCUGCCCCCACUAAGCGGCCGGCUUCUACCACUCCUGGCCAAAACAAAAAAGCCACCAGCCCGACAGCAGGUCCGACUGCAGCCACCACCCCCAAACGCCCUGCGACCAGCGCCACGCGACCCUCCACCUUAACUCCUAAAGACUCUAAACCAAAGGGGACAGAGGCCAAGAGUGCAGAGAAGAGAGCCUCCCCUUUGAAGGCACCGUCUGCUACAACCCCUCGGUCUAGUGUGAAGAGCAGCCCCGCCACUCCCAGGCCAGCGACGGCUUUAGCCAGCACAAAUGCAGCCUCCAGCCCCAGGAGUGCAGCCGCCUCCCCACCCAAGAGGCCCUCGACCAUCAAGACGGAUACAAAGCUUGCCGAUGCAAAGAAAACCACUGCAAAGUCACCGUCAGCUGACUUGAGCCGCCCAAAGAGCGCCCCUGCCUCCACCAUUGCCAAACCCGCCUCCACCACCCCAACGGCCGGAGCUGCCGCCAGCCGGCCCAAGCCGACGGUGCCCAGGCUCUCCGGGACGGGAAGCGCGACAGCCGCCGAGCCCAAGAAGGCGUCCACGCUCAAAGCCGCCCCCAAGACCAGCCCUGUUUCCAAGCCCCCUCGGCCCCCGACCAGCGUGUCCGCUCCCGACUUGAAGAACAUCCGCUCCAAGAUUGGCUCCACGGACAACAUCAAGCACCAGCCGGGCGGAGGAAAGGCCAAAGUAGAGAGAAAGGCAGAGUCAGCCGGGGCUGCCCGAAAGCCCGAACUCAAUGCAGUAUCUAAAACAGCUGUAACAAAAGAGGGUUCCCCAAAGCAACCCAAUGGGAAAGUCCAGAUAAUCUCCAAAAAGGCCAGCUACAGCCACGUCCAGUCCAAGUGUGGGUCCAAGGACAAUAUUAAGCAUGUCCCUGGAGGUGGGAACGUUCCAAAUGCCCAAAGGCCAGCUUCGGGCAACCACUCCCGGCCGUCCACCGGCCCCAAGGCCAACCAGGGCAAAACCGAUGUGCAGAUCCUGAACAAGAAGAUUGAUCUUUCCAAAGUGUCCUCCAAGUGCGGCUCAAAGGCAAAUAUCAAGCACAAGCCAGGAGGUGGAGAUGUCAAGAUUGAAAAUCAGAAGUUGAACUUCAAGGAAAAGGCCCAGGCAAAAGUGGGCUCCCUGGACAAUAUGGGCCACAUGCCAGCAGGGGGCGCUGUGAAGACUGAGGGGGGCGAGGAGGCAGCCCCACAGAACGGAGCUGCGCCCACGCCCCUGCCUGCACAGGAGAAUGGCGUGGGGCAAGCCACGCCCGCUCAGGGUGGUGGUGACCAAAUGGAAAUUCAGACCUUCGACACUCACAUACAAGAAACAAAUUGAGUCCCACAAGCUGCUCUUCCGUGAGAAGGCCAAGGCCCGCACGGACCACGGAGUGGACCCCACCGCCUCUGACCCCCCCGUCUUCCCUGGCGGCCCCUCCCCUCGGCGCAGCACCUCCGUCAGCGAGAGCCUGGGCUCCGUCGCCUCCGUCGCCUCCUUGCUGCCGCCACUGCUGCCGCAACAGCGGGCUUCCCUCCCCGAAGGGACACCCGCCGCCCUCCCGCAGGAGCAGC